AUGGAUAUCUUGAUUAUUUAUUUUAUUGUCGCAAGCAUUGUUCUUGCUAGUCUAAUCUUUAAGCGACUUCUGGCAUUUUUGGCACAACCGAAAGGUUUAUUUUCGAUACUCUAUUUUCGCCACAUCGUUCUACCGUAUUUGGUUCGCAGGCAUCGUUUUUGCGGUCCGUGGACCCGAGCCGAGUUCAUUCUCCACUUACUUUACAUUUGUGUCAAUGUUUUUUUCGUAUUUUUUAGAAUGAAAUCAUGGAACGACUCCGGCUUCCGAGCUGCAGAGCUUUGUCUGAUUAACCUGAUUUUUCCCCUCUCGGCAAUACACCUGAGCUACCUGGCCGACAUUCUGGGCAUAAAGCUGAGCACCUGUCGGUGUAUUCAUCGCACUACUGGCUUGAUGGCUUUUGCUCUGUUGUUAUAUCACGUCAUCAUGACGUUUCGUACUCAGGGGUUUACUUUCUCACCUCGUGAGGAGGCUAACCUCUUUGCAAUUGCUGCUGCUAUAUCACUUGUUCUGCUCGUACUUAUUCUGGUUGAAGGUGUUCGUCGGUGGGCUUACGAGAUUUUACUCCGUGGACACCAACUUUUGGCCGUAUUCUUCGUGUAUAGCACCUGGCGCCAUCUGACAACAAGUACUUUCUACAGAAUAUACCUCUUGAUUGCAUCAGCCAUAUUUGGAUUAUUAUUUCUUCUGCAAUUGAUAACAGUUUCAUAUCGAAACGGUCUGUUUGCGAGGCGUGGUCCUCCCCGGGCCUUGGUAUCGUUUAGCACCAAAUUCGGUGAGAAAGAUCAACUUGUGGUCACGGCCAUUCAUAUCCGACUUUCUUUACCUCGGCCUAUAAGAGUGGAGCCGGGCCAAUAUAUCAAUCUCUGGAUGCCAUCAGUCAGUUUAUGGUCGUGGACGCAAUCUCAUCCUUUCACAGUCACCUCGUGGUCAAUUGAUGCACAGAAUAAUCUGGAGCUAUUGGUACAACCAUGUGGUGGUUUGACUACUAACCUUAGUCGCUAUGCUCCAAAAGCUAUGGGAGGUUCGUUAUCUUUCCUGGCACUGUUCACAGGUCCCCAUGGAUUGAGUGAGGAUGUCCAUGGGUAUGAAACAGUCCUGGUGCUUGCUAGUGGAUUUGGGAUUGCAACGGCAAUACCGAACCUGAAGAAAAUGAUUCAAGGUUAUAAGACCAGCACAUCUCAAGUUCGGCGACUACAUUUAGUGUGGCAGGUAGAAUCAGGCGAAGCUAUUAACACAGCUCGGGCUCUAUUGAACGACCUUCUAGGGGAAGAUAUCAUAGACAGAAAGAAAGAAAUCGACCUCAAGGAGGAUACGAGACUGCAUAUCUCUAUAUAUGUCCAGGAUACUCAAUCACACGAAUUUCCACUUGGACAACAUGGACGUGUCCAUUUUUACCAUGACAUUCCUGACUACCGUGCCAUAAUCUCGCUCGAGGCAUCUGGCGACUUGAUCAAGCGACUAUCUAACACAUGGGACGAGCCAGGUCGCACAUUAGUAAUGGUUUCCGCAACGAGCAGCCUUCGGGAUCAUAUACGGAAAAGCAUCCAAGAGAAUAUUUACAGAGGCGUGAAGCUUUCGGAACAGGAGUAUCAACCCAAUGUAGGGGCGGAUUGA
Molecule: messenger RNA, 1614 nt
Organism: Aspergillus homomorphus CBS 101889
Lineage: Eukaryota; Fungi; Ascomycota; Eurotiomycetes; Eurotiales; Aspergillaceae
Product: ferric reductase family protein
Exons: 4
Coding region: 1-1614 (537 amino acids)
Biological process (GO): intracellular iron ion homeostasis; copper ion import; iron ion transport
Cellular component (GO): plasma membrane
Molecular function (GO): ferric-chelate reductase activity
Source: RefSeq, a predicted model, not a curated record